ACUGUAGCAGGGCUGCUGGGGGGGUGGGGCUGCAGCUGAGGCGACGAAGGAGCGCGGCGGGCGCACCAUGGGGGAGCCGUGGUACCUUCAGGCCGACUGUGCCUUCUGGCACGGUGGGCACACCGUCCAGCUGACCCUCACCCGUUCGGCGGUGGAGGCUCACCUCACCGCCGAACAGUGGAGGGAGGAGUUCGACGCCGCUUUCAUCGAGGACCUGACCCACAAAAUGGGGAAUUUCAAGCAGUUUGGGAUUUUCUGCAGCAUGCUGGAGUCAGUGCUGAUGCAGAGCAGCAAGUCCAUCAGCCUGGAGCUCCUCACCUAUGCUGACCUGGAAACCCUACGUAGCCGGAAAGUGGGGGCGAUUGCCCAGCCCCCUCCCCCUUCCACCGCUUCCCCGCUCAGUGCCAAGCGUUAUCUCAUCCUCAUCUACUCUGUCCAGUUCGACAGAAUCCGCUACCCACUGCCGCUGCCCUAUGCGGGAAGGCCGGAUCCUGCCGAGCUGUGCAAGCUGGUGUAGGAGCUGAGGGAGGAGCUGGUGCAACUCCAGGCUCAGCACGGGGAGGAUCGCCAAGAUGCUGAGAUCCAGUGCCUGUGGGACGAGCUGCAGAGGGUGCUGGAGGAGAAAUGGGCGGCGACAGCGCUGCAGUGAACGGCAUGACGUUUGGAGGAUGAGUUGUUGCGGGAGAAAGCCCGGCACCAACGUGAACACCGGCAGCUGACCGCUGAGCUGGCGGAGGUGAAGGCAUUGGAGUGGAGGCUGCAGCUGCGGGUGAAGAGCCUGAUGGCUGAGUUGGCCUCCUGCAAGAGGGGCUGUCGGACGCCUGUCGGCACAGCCCCCCUGUCCCAGGAGCAACAUUCCCCAUUGGGCACCUGGCCGCCAUGCUCAACGUCCCGGGAGAGUCGUGGUGGCAGCCAGGGUCGUCCCCCAGCAUGGUCCCCAUCGCCUGCAGGCCCCCACCCGGCACGCUUCGACCCCUCCGCCUUCGUCAGAGCCCGGCAGCGCUGGCAGAAGGUGACCAAGCUCAAAAACCAGAGGUGCAGGGCAGCUUUUGGCAGCGCCAACCUGGUGAGGAGCUGCAGCCGCAGCUCUUCGGCCGAAAGCUUCCGGAGCUGGCGCUUGGUGGUGAGCUCCAGCAGCGAAGCCGAUGAGUGCUCCGAGCCCCUGCCCCCCAGGGGCAGGAGGGUGACCUGCACCCAGAGACUGAGCACCUCAUCCUGCAACAGCCCUGGCACAGUGAGUGGCUGCCCAGACUCCUGGGACCACCCCCCCUGCACCCCCAAAGCAGGGUGACUGUGGUGGGGGACACACACACACAUCAGUGCCACCCCACCGCCUCCCUCCACCCCCAGGUCCCUUGCCUGGCUGCCAGCCACAAACCACCUACGGGCAGCACUGCUGGCAAGCGCCCCAGUAAAUGUGCCCCCCCC
Messenger RNA from Harpia harpyja (harpy eagle), 1428 nucleotides. RefSeq names its product coiled-coil domain containing 61 (gene CCDC61). The record is from RefSeq and is a predicted model, not a curated record. Gene Ontology annotation, cellular component: centrosome. NCBI's taxonomy places the organism in Eukaryota, Metazoa, Chordata, Aves, Accipitriformes, Accipitridae.